This is a messenger RNA of Formica exsecta, 3503 nucleotides long. RefSeq lists its product as uncharacterized. The coding region runs from base 196 to 2091 and encodes 631 amino acids. The record is from RefSeq and is a predicted model, not a curated record. NCBI's taxonomy places the organism in Eukaryota, Metazoa, Arthropoda, Insecta, Hymenoptera, Formicidae. The transcript has 6 exons.
CGAUACUUUCUCUCUCGAGCUUUUCGGCCGGUCCCGAGGUGGAAGAGGUGAAGAAAAGGUACGCGCUCUAUAAGGGGGAGGACACGCGGCAGAGAAAGAAGUCACAAGUGCCAAGUGUGUGUGCCAAUAGGAUUAUAACGAGUCCUGCUUGCUGAAUCAGCUGAAUCAUCGGAGAAAAAGAGAGAGGACACGCACAUGAUGGAGAGGACGUGGCGGAAUAUACGGAAGAUAGCUUUUAUCCUAUUGCUGCCCUUAUUAUUGGCCGGCGUACGGAGUGAAGCACCGUUGGUCGAUAGCAGCGCGCUACCACUGGAACACAGAUCAGUCUAUGGGGCCCCGGCUCAGUACGGCCCGCCGGCGGUCCACGAGGAGAACUGGCCGCUGGCGUCGCCCGACACCCCGCAGAUCAAGCAUCUGCAGGUGCAGUGCGAGAAGACGCAUAUGCGGGUGAACAUCGAGUUUGAUCGGCCGUUUUACGGUAUGAUCUUCAGCAAAGGCUUCUAUUCGGAUCCGCAUUGCGUGCACCUCAAACCCGGCACCGGCCACCUGAGCGCGACCUUCGAGAUCUUCCUCAACUCGUGCGGUAUGAGCUCAUCGGCGAAUCACAACGUCGCGGCUUACGGUGCCCCGACGCCGUCCGGCAGCUACGUGGAGAACACGAUCAUCGUGCAAUACGACCCGUACGUGCAGGAAGUGUGGGAUCAAGCGAGAAAGCUGCGUUGCACCUGGUACGACUUCUACGAGAAGGCGGUCACCUUCAGGCCGUUCCAGGUCGACAUGCUGCACGCCGUCACAGCCAACUUUCUCGGCGACAACCUGCAGUGUUGGAUGCAGAUACAGGUCGGCAAGGGUCCGUGGGCCAGCGAGGUGUCCGGCAUCGUAAAGAUCGGCCAGACCAUGACAAUGGUGCUGGCCAUCAAGGAUGACGAGAAUAAGUUUGACAUGUUGGUGAGAAAUUGCGUCGCCCACGAUGGCAAGAGGGCGCCGAUUCAGUUGGUCGAUCAGUACGGUUGCGUCGUCAGGCCGAAGAUCAUGUCCAGGUUCCAGAAGAUCAAGAACUUUGGCCCGAGCGCGUCCGUUGUUAGCUUCGCCUACUUCCAGGCCUUCAAGUUCCCUGACAGCAUGAACGUCCACUUCCAAUGCGUGAUUCAAGUUUGCCGGUACAAUUGCCCCGAGCCUAAGUGUGGACAUCCUGGUCUCGAGUACGGCGCACCUGUCGCCGGCAUCUCUCACGAAUAUGGCGCACCGGUCUCGCAAGGUCUUUCUUCGGAAUACGGUGCCCCGCCUGUGCCCGAAUACGGCGUGCCACCGGCUUAUCCGGAUCCGCGACAUCCCAGCGGACCGGCUGGAGCGUACAGCGAACCGAAUCCAGAUGUGGUUCCGGCACCGCAGGCGCAGUCCUCGUCCUCUUCACCCAGCUCUACGCCGGGCGACGCUACGGCGAGCAGCUCACCCCAGAGUCCCCAGGACAAUAUCCAUCUCCCUCCACCUCCCCUACCCGGCCAUCCGGCGGCGUACCAGACUGUGAAGCGAAAGGGUACCGCUGGUACGGAGGAGCUUGAAGGUAACCUAGCCAUCCUCGGAGGUCGACCGAGAUCGGUCGAAGGUUUCCCGGCCGAGCUCAGAGGCGCCAGGAGGCGAAGGCACGACGAGCCGCACGAGUUAGAAGACGACGAUAGUAAUGUCUAUCACACGGUGACCCUGUUCUCCACCCACGUGUACAAACGAGCGGCGCAGGAGAUGACGGACGUGAAUACCUCGAGAGUCAUCCAAGUGGUCGCGCCGGGUGACGUUAAUUUUGCGCUGGGCACGACGAAUUCCAGCAACGACACCACCGUGGUGAUACAGAACGCCAGCGCGUCCGCCGAUCCGGAGACGAUUUGCAUGAGUCUGCCUGGUUUCGUGGGCGGUCUGGUGAUGCUGCUGCUGGUGGUUGUGGUUGCCUCCCUGGUGGCGGCCUUCCUCUUUGUCAGGGUGCGCGCUGUGGACCGGAAGAACGCCGCGAUAGGUGGUAACGGCUUCGUACAUCCGGCAUACGUGGCGGAGAAUUGCAGCGUGCCGAAUCCGGAGUUUGUAAAGGUCGCUAACUGAAACGGCAUAUACGGUGCGCAGAAUCAAAAAAGGACUCGUCGCAGGAGAGGAGGACGACGACGGAAUCUCCCCUUCAGAGGAUCGUCCACCUCGAACGACCGGCAAUACUUCGGAACCGUAUCGCGACACUAUUUCAUCCGAAACUUGUGACACGUCGAAGAUGCUCCUUGUCGAAAGUUGCAAAAUCGCAUUUCUCUUCUCUCUCCUCUUCCAUCAUGGUAACUUCGUGUCUAGUCUAGUUGCGUCAAUCGCCCUCGUCGAAUCCAGAGAAAUAGAACGACUAGAUCGCUAUCGAUCGAGAAAGCGUGAGUGCGAUCGUACGAGGCGGAUCUUUGAGUAGCAUGUAAAUAAAAAGUCCGGAAGCAAACUUAAUGAAGAAAUGGAGAAACGGAAUGAGAGGAAGGUAAAUGAGAAAGAAACUACACUGACGCGCGUUCCACCGAUCGUUCGCGAACGGAAUCACUUUUUCCAUAUCGAACAGUUUCGCGAUCGAUGGAACGCGCGCCGCAGUGAUAAUAAAUAUCGCGAAUCGAUCUCCGAUGACGCUUCGUGAUCACCGCAGCACGGUAGUAAUCAACGUAAUUUUCACACUUCGGCAACGGUCCGUCCUCGGUAUCAGGAAGCGAGGGAUCAUUCGCAAUCGCCAGAGUAGUCUUUAGGAGGGCAUUGUAAAUAAGUCGCGCGAGUAGUCAGAUGGCCCUUCAGGACCCGCUUGUCUCGCGUCUCUUCUCCGAUUCACCGUGCGUACACGCUAUUAUUUAUACACGCAUCGUAUACUUCAACGAAUGCGUUUCUCUUCAUCGUUCUUAUCGUAUCUCGUCGCGUUUAUCACACUCCGCGUCGGGACGCUCGACGUCAUACGUCGACGUCGACGAUACCAUUUCGCGUUUUCGCGAUCUCGAACGGUUCAGCGAACGCUCCCGGUAAACAUGUUUGUCUCGAAAUUGGUUCGCAGAAAAUCGUCCAAACGCAAUACCUGUCUUCUAAAAGUUUAAUUCAGAGCGAAGAAUCGACUAUUCGAUCGUGGAACGCUCGCUGAGCCGCUUCAAACUCAACGAGAACUCUAUUUAUUAUUUUUCUAUAUUUCUCUCUAUAUUCCUUUUUUUAACUCUAUAUCCGGAUCGAUCUAACCUAAUUUAUUGAUCAAAAUUAUACGAUCUUCCUACUUUGCUUAGUACUUAAGUUAUCCGUCUAGGAAUAUUCCCGGGAAUUGGGAAUAUGUUUUACGUAUGUGUCUUAAGCACACACACACGUAUACAUAUACAUACAUACAUACAUAUACAACACAAACGUUCGUACAUACUGAUAUGUACACGUGAGACGUAUGACAUCAUACAUGCAAUAAGUGUGUGUUGUAUGCGUUAUUAUACCAGCGCGAGAAAUGUAUUCACGAACAUCCGUUAAGAUAACAA